AUGACAGAGCUGCAAGAAGUUGACUUGCAUGCCUCCGGUUUUCGCCGCCGACGGCGGCCACUUCUUGCCGUGAUCCUCGGCUGCGCAGCCUUGGCCGUGGCUGCGCAGCCGGCCUGGGCUUCCCCGAACUUCCGCAGCCUGGGGAGCACGGCGUGCCCUCCACGUGUCGAGCAUCCCGUGGCUUCCCCAGAAGGCCAGGGAAGUGAGGGAGGCCGAGCCGAGGGGCCCGAAGGGCCCGAGGGGCUUGCUCCAGCACGGCGCUCCGUGCUGGGCAUCCUGGCCACGGGGGCCGCUUGGAGUGCAGGCCUGACCUCAGCUUCGGCCUUGGAGGCAGCCGACUGCAAAUCCAUGGCUGAGUGCGAGGAGCUGGGCCGACAGCGCGAAGAGGAGAAGUAUGGCACCAAGCAGGAGAAGACCUUCAAGGUCACCGCGAGCGGAGCACGCUACAAGGACAUCAAGAUGGGGAGUGAAGCCGACGGAGUGGCCAAGGCCGGGGAUGACCUGAAGCUCAAGUAUCGGGUCAUGCGCGCCGGCAAGCGCUCCUACGAUGGCGUGUCGGGUGAGGCCUCGACAUUGUUCUCCCUGGGAUAUGGCGAGGAUGAAGGUCCCAAGGAUGCCACGCUCAGCGCACCCCUCGGAAAGGGGCGGUUCGUCAAGGCCAUCGAGGAAGGAUUGGUUGGCAUGAGUGUGGGCGGCGUCCGGCGGGUCCAGGUCCGGCCCGACUACGGACUUGGCUGGAAGAAGCCAGGGAAGUGCGCAGAGGAGAUCGGAGCAGUUGGCGCCCUGGCCGGCCUUCCCGCAGCCGGAGCGGAGAAGGAGUCCUCGUGCUUGGAUACCUCACUCCUGCCCCAACCAGAGGACUGGAACGCCAAGCGCCGAUUUGAGAGGCGCUUCGACGAGUCCCUUAUUGUCGAGGUGGAGCUGGAGGGCGCCAUGGAUCGGUUCUCGCAGUUCUUCUUGACGCCUCUCUUUACGAAAUCGGCCACGGAGAGGGAGAUCAACGCUGUGGACAGCGAGCAUUCCAUGCGCAUCUCAGACGACGGCAGGAGGUCGUACGCAUCACUGCUGUUGGAUGCGAAUCCGAAACAUCCCCUUCACUGGGGCUCGGGCAAUGCGAAGUCCCUCCGAGAUGAGCCCAAGGCUCGAGGGGUCGAGCUGCACACGGAGGUCGUUCGCUUCUACAAGGAGAACUACACGGCCGAGGACAUGACCCUGGCAGUGCUUGGAAAUCAGCCUUUGGAUCAGCUGCGAAAGAUGAUCGAGGCGCGCUUCGAGGGCGUGGCCGUGACCGGCCAGCGGGCCUUACGCGGGGUUGGAACCGCCCAAGCACAUGUCGCGGCAGGGAAGCUGGGAACUUGGCAGAACACGUUGCGAACCUGCCCGCCCCUCCCCCACAGGACCAGCAUGGCGCUGGUGAGCCGGCGCUGCUACCGAAGGUGGGCAAUAGUGGGAGAUGCGCUGGUCGGGUAUGAGGGGACGGAGCCGCACUUGUGCUGGGGGGCUCGCAUGUCGGUUCUGGAGCAAGGCCCUGAUCUAAGCUUUGCGAUUUCUGGUGCGAGGAAAUGGGCAACGGCGCUGUCUGCCGGGGUCUCCGAGGUCGGCAGCUUCUCUCUCUUCCAGGUCACGAUCUCCUUGACAGAAGGCGGAUUAGAUCACGUCGCUGAGAUCGGGGAGCGCCUCUUUGCGUUCCUGAACCUGCUGCGUGCGAGUCCCAUCCAAACUCGAGUGCUCAAGGAGAUCCAGACACUUCGCGACCUGGACUUCCGCUUCUCUGACGACCUGCAGCCGUACACCCUGGUCAGUCAGCUGGCCAAGAGCCUGCAGGAGUAUCCUCCCGGGCAGGUGCUCUCGGCUCCAUACCGGCUACUCGAGAUGGACACUGUCGGAAUCCAGCGUUUCCUGGCACAUUUGACAGUGGGGGAUGCCCGUGUGGAGCUCGUCGCCAAGCAGCUGGAGCCACGCUGCACCUCCCAGGAUCCCUGGUAUGGCGGCAAGUUCCAACGGACGCAGGUCGAGGACGGAUGGACGAGAGCCUGGGGCGCUGUUGAGGAGUCAAAAGCGGCGACGCAGACGGCGGCCUCCUUGGGUUUGGCGCUGCCCCCGGUCAACGUCUUCGUUCCAGAGGACAUCACCGUCAAGACUGCCAGGUCUGUGGAGCUUCCGAUUGAGCUGCCGGCCUUCGGUUGCAUCCCGAAGGUCGAUCGCAACCUUCCGCUUCCACCGGCCGCGUUCGAUGCAGGACUCGGCGCUUGGUGCGCGUGCAUCGCGGAGGAGCUCAACGAGUACGCCUAUGACGCAGAGGAGGCAGGGCUGGCCUAUCGCCUCAUGUCAUCGGCACUUGGGGUGGACCUCCAGGUCGAUGGCUUCCACGACAAGAUGCCAGUUCUUCUGGAGGCCAUCGUGCGGAAGAUGGCAGGGGCGCCUUGUCCCGCCGAGAUCUCCGAGCAGUCGUUUACUGUGGUCAAAGAUCGGCUGCUGCGCGCCUAUCGCAACCAAGCAAGCAAGCAGAAGCCCACGGCCUUCGCGCUCCGGAAGUUCCGGGAACUCUUGGACGAGCCGCUUGGGCAAGUUUGCUUUGUGCGGUUCAUAAGCUUGGACGACUUGAGGAAUGAAGCAGCCAGGUUGUUUGCCAACUCGCCCGGCAACGCCGUGUUCUUGGGCAACGUGGAUGAGGAGCUGUUUGGGUACGACAGCCCUGGUUAUUUGCAGUUGCUGAUGCGUCGUCCCGACAUGUGCCUCAUCUCCCGGGAGGACUGCCGACGGCUGUCUGGCAUUCUCAGCGAAGGUCUCGGUCCACUCUGGCAAGGCACCAGCCAGGAGCCGAUGUUAGCAGUACACCAGCUGUUUCAGGGCGCACACUUUGGACUCUGUCCCUCGGGUGAGUUCAUCCCCUCCCCUUCCCAGUAUGAACAGCCCAUCAACUGUUAUGAGUAUGCUAUUAUGACGAACCCCAACCCAGACGACCGCAACAACUGCGUCGACGUGGUCUUCCAGGUGGAGGCCACCUUGGCGAACUCGUCCCUGAUGCAUCUCCUGGUUCGGCUGCUCAACAACAAGGUUUUCCUAGAGCUCCGCACGAAGCAGCAGCUGGGAUAUAUUGUGGACCUGAGCUACUCGGACGGCAACGGACUCUUGGACGGAUUCCUCCACCUCCAGUGCAUCCUACAGUCCGAGUUCAGGCCCGAGUACGUCCGAGGCACCCUGGCAUCACAGGAGCUGAGGAUUUACGGCUUGGAGAUGUUUGGAGUUUUGGGCUUCGGGGAGGAGGGGGAAGGGGGAUUGGUCUCGAUUCUCUCGGAAGCUCCUAAGAACCUCAGGGAGGAGAACUCCAGAUACUGGAACGAGGUCAGCCGCCAGCGAUACGACUUCGAGCGCCGCACACGAAAGUGCAAAGCAGUGGAGGGAACGAGCCUGGAGGACUUCCGACGCUUCGUGGCCCAGCUGCAUUCUGCACCGCAGCUGUGCAUCGAGGCCGGCCGGCUGUAG
Molecule: messenger RNA, 3486 nt
Organism: Symbiodinium natans
Lineage: Eukaryota; Dinophyceae; Suessiales; Symbiodiniaceae
Source: the annotation of a GenBank genome assembly